AUGUGGUGGAGGAAGAAGGAGACCGAGCAGCUACCGACGCACUACGACCGUCUCACGGAGUGUGACGGAGAGUGCGAGGAUGUGGCGGAGCGGAUACCGAAAGGGUACGUCCCGAUGCUGGUCGAGGACGAGGCGCGCGGGGAGGUGGAGAGAGUUUUGGUGCAUGUUAAACUCCUCAAUGAGCCGUUCAUGGUGGAGCUCCUCGAGUGGGCCGCGGAGCGGUUCGGGUACCGGCAAGAGGGAGUGCUCAGAGUGCCCUGCGACGCACACAAUUUCCGGCGCAUGGUAAUCGGAAUUGACUUGUUGUCGCAAUCAUUGCUUCCUGCAAUUGUGGAGCUGGCAGAGGACAGACACUGGAGGGUUCGUCUGGCCAUAAUUGAGUACAUUCCUCUUUUGGCUAGUCAGUUAGGCGUUGGAUUUUUUGAUGAUAAACUGGGUGCUCUUUGCAUGCAAUGGUUGGAAGAUAAGGUUUUCUCAAUUAGAGAUGCAGCUGCUAAUAACUUGAAGCGACUUGCUGAAGAAUUUGGACCAGAAUGGGCAAUGCAGCAUAUAGUUCCGCAGGUGCUGGAGAAGAUCAACAAUUCACAUUAUUUGUACCGUAUGACCAUUCUACAUGCAAUUUCCUUACUAGCCCCCGUCAUGGGUGCGGAUAUCACGUGCCAAAAGUUACUUCCUGUUGUCAUCGCUUCCUCCAAGGACAGGGUACCCAACAUCAAAUUCAAUGUGGCAAAGGUUCUGCAGUCUCUCAUACCCAUACUUGAUCAUACUGUGGUGGACAACACGAUUAAGCCGUGUCUCCUCGAGCUCAACGAGGACCCGGAUGUGGAUGUUAGAUUCUUCGCUGGCCAAGCACUUCAAGCGUGCGAUCAAGUCAUGAUGUCGACCUAGAUCGCUUGGUCGGGGCGUUUCGGUUCGUCUUAUUUUCUCUCGCGUCUUCUAUGUAAGCCAUGUUGUAUGUUUUCACUGAUGAAGUUUGAGCUUCAAGCUUCUUAAAUUUGAAUGGUUUAAUUUUAAGAGAUGCUAAUAUAUAGGUUUUUUUUUUUUUCCUUUUUGACUACCUUCUUUAUAUCUACUAUAAAUGAAGGUGCAACCAUUUUAUGUAGGCUUUUUUUUGUCAUUUAAUUUAUUCUGGUGCUUGCAGGGUUCUAUUU
Molecule: messenger RNA, 1151 nt
Organism: Ananas comosus (pineapple)
Lineage: Eukaryota; Viridiplantae; Streptophyta; Magnoliopsida; Poales; Bromeliaceae
Product: serine/threonine-protein phosphatase 2A 65 kDa regulatory subunit A beta isoform-like
Exons: 6
Coding region: 1-888 (295 amino acids)
Biological process (GO): protein dephosphorylation; response to auxin
Cellular component (GO): cytoplasm; protein phosphatase type 2A complex
Molecular function (GO): protein phosphatase regulator activity
Source: RefSeq, a predicted model, not a curated record